Haliotis rubra (blacklip abalone) is the source of this 6865-nucleotide messenger RNA. RefSeq names its product inner centromere protein-like. The record is from RefSeq and is a predicted model, not a curated record. Gene Ontology annotation, cellular component: meiotic spindle midzone; kinetochore; chromosome passenger complex. The coding region runs from base 238 to 3654 and encodes 1138 amino acids. Gene Ontology annotation, biological process: meiotic spindle midzone assembly; positive regulation of protein serine/threonine kinase activity; mitotic cytokinesis. The transcript has 18 exons. Gene Ontology annotation, molecular function: protein serine/threonine kinase activator activity. Lineage: Eukaryota; Metazoa; Mollusca; Gastropoda; Lepetellida; Haliotidae.
AGUCUGAUCGAAUUAGAAUUUUGCAAACCGACGGAAGGAACGUGUCUGCACGUAAUCCUCACUCCUGAUCGCUUUAUCAAAUCUGCGUUUACGUAAAAUAGCCCAACAUCUUAUGAAGGCCGUGGCGGGGAUGUGUAUUUUUGCUGUGUCUCGGCGUGAGAUGUAAACACAACAUGCUACUGUUCUAAAAAAUCAGGCGCGGUGCUAAAGACAUAAAAGGCCAUUGGAACCGCCAAGAUGGCCAGACCACCGCAUGAUGCACCCCACACACUGGGGCUGAAUGUAGCCAUGGAUAUGGCUGAAACUAUUCGAAGAACUUUUGAAGAUCAAUUCACUUGGUUAGAUGAAAUAUUAGCAGUGUGCAAACAGUCUUUUGCAAGACCUGAAGUUGAACUUUUGCCCAAAACACCAUCAGCAAAGAGACGAAGAAAACCCCGCAAAAAGAUUGUUGAAGAAGAUGAAGAUGAGGAAGAGGAGUAUACCACAAGGAGAACGAUCAAAGCCCGAGAUCAAGAUGAUAUGGAUGACUUUGAAGAAACAUCUGCAAAAGCCACUCGUAAAGGCCGAUCUACCAGAGCAACUAGAGCCAAGAAAGCCCCAUCUGAGGUCAAUACGGGGUCACAGAGGUCAACCAGGAGCACAAGGUCAAGGAAGAAAGAUGUCAGUAUGGCAGAAUCCCCUGUAUACAGCAUGGUGGCGGCCAUGAAAGAGAGGAAUGGAGGACGACUGCUUGGAGACCUACGGCAACUUGAUGAAUCAGACAUUGAUAAAACACCUGUUGCUCGCCAGGUAGCAAGCAUCCGAAGUCCAUCUCCAAGCACACCGAAGAUCCAAUCUUCAAGCACCGUCAAAAGCAAGAUCAGUCGCAAAUUCAGUGUGAAGGACAAAGCAAGUGCAUAUGAAGAAAUGUUAGCAAAGCGAACAAGCCAAAGCCCUGCCAGUCCACGGUCGCCAUCAAGCCCACUGAAAUGCAGCAGAACGCCAGGCACCCCUCCCACCCCGAAUACUGUUACCCAGAAAGCUAGAACUACUGCACUAAGACUUGAGACUGACAGUCGGUCAGAGAGCCGGAGGUCGUCUAGACAGUCACUGAAAGUGUUGGCAUCGAAGGCUCGACUGUCCAGCGCCAGGGGAAGGCCCAGCUUGGUUGGAGCUAAAGUUGUGUCAGUGGACAAGGAGGAAGAGUCGUUACAGAGAGCUGCUGAAACAGAGGAAGUGGAGAUGGAAACAGUUGAUGAUACAGACGAACAACCCAAGAAGAGUGCUAGAACAAGAUUACGCCUGAAGAAAAACACAGAAAAUGACUCAAGUGAUGCAGGUAAAGAAGUGGAAGCUGUAGCAGUCCCACCAUCCUCUUCCUCAUCUUCCUCUGCAGACUCUGAUACUGAAAACCGACCAGUCAAGAAGACUUGUCGUGAAACUGAUAGAGUUGUGGAAACAGAGCCUCGACUGUCAUAUGACAAACUGUACAAAGAGGACAAAGACCACCCAGAUGUUACUUCCGACUCCGACAUUGAUGGUGGCAAGAAGAGAACAAAAGCAAGAAAGACGAAGAAGUCUCAGGUAGAAAGUUCAGAGCAGGAAACAAGUGCUGCCGGUAAGGAGUCAGAAUCUGAAACUGAUGCUCCUGUCAGGCAGAGCACACGGACUAAGACACGAAAGAAUGCUGAAGCUAAGGAAAAGUUGCGUCCUGCCUGUAGUGAGUCGGAGUCGGAGUGUGACAGGCCGGUACGGCAGAGCACAAGAACCAAAACCAGAAAAACAAAGACAGCAGUUGUAGCAUCGGAAAGUGAAUAUUCUGGAUCUGUGUCAUCCGACAAGGAGCAUGUGGAGUCCGAGGUGUCCCAGUCUGAGGAGAGACAGGAGGAUGUGAUGGACGUCACUGAGGAAGUUCACAUGACGGAGGAGGACCAUGGUGACCACGACCAGGACUCGGGCAUCAUGAGUGCUCAGUCCAGUGAGAUCAAUAUCAAUUUGUCGGUCAAACCUGUGGAGGCUGACAUAAUUGAGGAAGAAGAGGAGGAAAAGCCGUCCAAAAGGUCUACCCGUACAAAGACACGGAAAGCACAGAAGAGUGACAGUAGUGACUGUGAAGAAGUAUUUGUUGCCCCCGAGUCUCCAGCUCCUAGAACACGAACUAAAACACGAAAGCGUCAGGCUGAGGAAGAAGGAAUUCGGGAAGCUCCCAAACCAAAGAGAUCCUGCACCAACUCCAUCUCUUCACCUGAUCAGCCGAACAAAAAUGCUGGUACAGAUUCGGACAGUAUGGCCAGUAGUGAGGACGACAUCACUGACCGCUCUCCAUCACCCACAUGCCCCCCAGACAAGGUUAUCCGUCCCCAUACUUCGUCUUUCCUGAACAGUUUACGUAAACCCUCAUCAGUAGCCAUUGGCACUCCAUCAAAUCUCAUGACUGGCAUGACUUCCUUCGAAAAGAAAACACAGAUUACUCCAAACAAGGCCUCACAGCAGGCUCUGCAGGAGAUGAGGAAGAAGGAGCUUGAGGAGAAGCAGAAGAAGGAUCGAGAAAGGAUACAGAAGCGAGAGGAGAACCUCAAGAUUAGGAUGGAGGAGCAAAGAAGGAAGCGUGAGGAACGGAUGAGGAAGGUGCUGGAAUACCGGGAACAGCGAGAGAAGCAGGAACGGCAGAUCAAGGACACGCUGGCCAAGAAGAUGGAGGAGAAGAUGCAGGUGUCAGAUAAACUGAAAGAAGAGAAACUGAAGGAGGAGAAGGAACUGAAGGCAAAGAUCAGGAUGAAGAAGCAGCAGGAAGCUGAGGAGAGGCGGAAACAGGAUGAAGAAGAAAAGCUACGCAAGAAGCAGGAACUGGAGGAAGAAAAUAGGAGGUACCAAGAGUUAAUGCAGAGGAAGAGGGAAUAUGAGGAACAGGAGCGUCAGAAGAAGAUCGCUGAUGAGAGGAAAAGGCAUGAAGAGAGAAUGGCCGAAGUGGAGCGGGAGAGGGAGCUGGAGAAACAAAGGAUAAGGCAGAUGGAGGAAGAGCGAGAGAGAGAAAGAAUAAAAGCCAAGGAGGAGAGGGAGAAGGCAGCAGCGCGAGAGAAAGCAGAAAGAGAGAAACACGAGAUAGAGAAAAAGAAGGAGAGAGAAAUAGCCUUGAAGAGAGAAAUAGAUAAACUGAGAGAGUUGGAGAAGCAGCGAAUUCAGAAGGAGGCGGAGUUCCGGGAACAAGAGCAGCGUAAGGACGAACAGAUGCGUCAGAUGAUCAAACAACACAACCAGCACCUGGCUUCUUUGCUGCAAAACAUUCAGCAACCACCAAAGCCCAACCUCAACUCCACUGUUACACUAGAUAAAUCAGCAGAAAGUUACACAUCGUAUGAAAUCACCCCUGCUAAGAAGAAGAAAAACAGCAGUUCAGAGAACUACAACAUAGAGGACCUCAACUCGGAGGAUUCCACCGAUGAUGAAGACCAGCCCAAGAAGAGAUUACCUCUCUGGGCACAAGACCGGAAUCUGAAGGCUGCUCUAAUAAACCAACACUAUCAUCCACCAAACACUGAGGGAAUCUUUGGCGCUAUUGAUCCACCCGAUCUCAAUGUCCUGUUCAAGAAAGUCAAGCCGAGGUUCAACAAGCGCACAAGUUCAGCCAUCUGGGAUUCACCUUUGUACAAACCUAAUGGGGCACCUGUUUCAUGAUCAUAUCAUUCAGUUAUCAAGACUCAAUCUCUUUUAUCUCUAUUCCCUCCGUCUGACUGUGAUCUCUCAGUCCAAUGCUUGUACCUUCACCAUCAAUGGCAGGUCUCAUAUUUUUGUUACUUGGUUCAUGGAUCCCCAGAAAUAAAAGGAAUCAGAGGGGAAGAAUUCCAGUGUAAAAACUGUUUUUAAUAGCGCCAAACCUGAUGACACUUAUGAAGAAAAUCGCAAAUAAUUUUUUGUACUGGCAGAAGUAAAGCAUACAGGCUUGUAAUGGUUUGCUGAAACAUUUUCAUAGCUCAUGUGUAACAUACUUCUUAAGGGAACACAAUAUAUACUGAGGGAAACAAAUAAGGGAACACCACUUCAUGGCAGUGUUCCUUUAUUUAUUCUCAGAUUACUCCCACAGCGUUAUUCAAAGCCGGUAAUAAAAACUGGAAAAUAUUAAAGGAACGCUUGAAUUUUCCUGUGUUCCUUUAUUUGUUUCUCUGAGUAUAUUCAACAUUCCUGUCAGAUUUCACCAAAAUGCAAAAAGUUACAUAGAGGUUUAGGUUAUAUUUUUAUUCCUCUCAUUCCAACCAUUUAUUCUUAGUCUGUUCAUUUCAACCAGCGAUCAGAGGUUUGAGAAAAACAACAAUAAACCAAUUAAAAACAUAAUGUUUGAGUGGCACUAUCAAUAUCAAAGACUCCCUCAGUCUGAUGUGAGGGCACCCAACAACCGUGAACCAAUUAAUAUCAAAUAUAGGCCACUAAUGUUUGAGGGACACCAUCUGGCCUUAAAGCUUGCAUCUGGUAGAUGUGAGGGUGCUGUGCUCGUGGUUUUCGCUCCAUGUAAGAUAGGGGAGGUGGGGUAGCCUAGUGGUUAAAGCGUUGGCUCGUCACGCCGAAGACCCGAGUUUGAUUCCCCACAUGGGCACAAUGUGUGAAGCCCAUUUCUGGUGUCCCCCGCCGUGAUAUUGCUGGAAUAUUGCUAAAAGCGGCGUAAAAAUAAACUCAGUCAGUCAGUCCAUGUAAGAUAACAAGCAAGGAAGAUAAACCAUAGGCCAGAACAUACAAGUGCAUAUUUGUAUCAAUACAACAACUUGUUCUUAUUAAUUGUAUUUGUUGUUAAACUCAAUUGAUAUUCUGUACAUUUGUAAAGAUGUAUUAAAUUAUGCAUCGCAAUAUUAUUUUAUUGAGAAACAGGAUCAUUUAUACUCAUUUACUGUCUCUUCAAUUUUUAACUUUGGCACUUCCUGUCUUUCUUUUCCUAAUUCUUGAAUCAUCCAAUCUUCUUCAGUGAUUUUCCUGGUGUUGUCUUGGAACAAUACCGUAUUGUUGUAGUAUGUCUCUCGGUUGUAGCUUCAUGAUAUGAUACAGAUUUUGUGGGAGUUAUGUUAUUUCAGUCAUUAUAUUUACAUGUAUGAAUCAGGGUUUGAUGAGCACUGUGGUUUUCAUUCAUAUGUGAAAAUCGUGGCAGUGGGGUAGUCUAGCGGUUAACUGUUCAAUCGUCAUGACCUGGGUUUGAUUCCCUACAUGGGGACUAGGGGUGAAACGGUAUGGUACAAGGACUUCGGUUAGGUCCGUCUCAGUUCGCUAUAUGAGAUAUGAUCAUAAUGCAGAAAAUUGAUAACAAGAGCCAAACCUUACAUUGUUUAAUAACAUAGGGGAAAAAAUAACCAUAAUAUUUGUUACUUUGAAUGAGCAAAAAUACCAAAUUUUUGCAUUGCAUUACGGUAUACAGAACCGAAAGCAAAUUGCUGCGGUAUACUGUUUCACCCCUAAUGUGUAAAGUCCAUUUCUGAUGUCCAUUCAGCAUGAUAUUGCUGGAAUAUUGCUAAAAGCAGUGUUAAACCACACUCUCAUCUACCAGGUUGAAUAUGUCAUAAUGUGAUAGCUUUAAGAGUAUUCCAGUGGUGUUAUGUCCUUUCAACUUAAUGUUGUAAGACUUGCAUGUGUCAGAUGAAGUGGAUGUGGAUGAGCACUGAUAUGUUACCGAGAAACAUAAAAACAUGUCCCUUUAUACAAGAUGGGGAUGGGAUAGCCUAAUGAUAAAGUGUUAGCUCAACACGUCGAAAACAAGGGUUCAAUUCCCCACAUGGGUAGAGUGUGGGAAGUCCCUCUCUGCUGUUCCCAGCCUUGAUAUUAAUGGAAUAUUGCUAAAAAUGGCAUAAAACCCAACACAUGAUUAAGUGAUACUUCUUAGCAAUGUGAAUGAAAGCAUUUGCUCAUACAAAUCAUACAUUAUUAUUAAGUAUCAACAAAAUGCUAGUUACCAUAUUUCCUCUAAUAAGCGCGAGGCCUCUAAUAAGUGCUGGGUUUGUUUUUAUUAUAAAUGUAGACUCCCUUGAUCCAAAAAUAGAUUUAUUAAGGAAUGGUCCCAACUUUGAAGUAACGCUCACUAACAAUUAAUUACGGUACACCCAGUAAGCGCAAUAAGCCCAGGCAUUUAUUAGAGGAAAUAUGGUAUUUUGUAUCAUAUCGUGGAGCAAUGAUGCCUCAUGGACCUGUUCACCUCACUCAUGUAUUUUGUGAAACUGUCCACUCUUUCAUGUGUAUAUAGCUUUCCUACUGUGUUGUAAAUAUGUAAACAUGUACAUAGGUCAUCCAUCUUAUUAAUAACAUCUCAUAUCUCACAAUACACACAGACCAUUCAUCUAUCAGUGAAUGUACAUUUCUGUUCAUUUACCAGACUGUCAUUUUAAGGAAAGCUCAAUUUCUUGUUGAUUGUUCUGUGCCAUAACAGUAAUACAUUUUUAGCAGUGAAUUUAGUAAAUCUCAUUCAUGUUUUUAUUAAUGUUUAUGUUUUACACAGUGUAUCCAUUUUGUAUUUUUGAUAGUCCAUAGAGCACAGACAUAAAACAUUCUUUCUGUCAUUCCCCAUGCUUAUUGUAGGUACUUAUAACAUUUUCUGGCCUUUCAAUAGCAGUCUAUUGGAAUGAAUGUCAUCUUGGCUGUAUUUAUUUUAAGGACAUAUGACUUAUGCUAAGUAUGUUUGAUUAAAAUCUAUCGGUGUAUGUCAUAUAGGUAUGGAGAAUAUACUAGCUCUGCUUUGUCCCGAUAUAUCAAAGAUCAGCCUCAGCGCUGUGACUCACUGCCAUACUGUGGAUGUCUGUACACAGUGAACUAUCCUCUUUCAUCAAGUUAACUGUCAGUUACUGUGUACAAAUGCUUUUACAGAGUGUAACUUGGUAUCUGCAUUUUCAGAUGAAUGUGAAUAAAUUCUGAAAUGUAA